UUCCUAUAAAUUCGAUAUUUUACUUUUCCUUUCUCUCACUUUCUUUUUGUCACAAACACAUAUGCCCACUAUAAUUAAUAAAUUAGUUGAUAAAGCUAAACCAAGAUUCUCUUUUCAUCACGACGGCCGUAAGUCAAAGUCUGGCAGCACUAGUAGCAAUGAAAGCCAUCAUGGAAAAUUCCACGCAAUUACUAACGCACUACCAACCCACAAUCUUGCUACUCACAUUUUUGGCUAUAAAGAUGAUAAAAAUGAUAACUAUGUAGAACCUCCUCCAGUCCCCCCUACAGAGACACAACCCAUUAGAGAGAAUGCCAGUGUGGUUUCUAUUACCACAAACUCAUCUAAUCAUACUAAUCCGAGACCAUCUGAAGAACAUGCCACAAAAUCAGGUACAAACUAUACACCAUUUUAUCCUGAGCAAUUACCCUCAACACCACCAGCAACACCAGGUGGUUCAUUCAUACAAGACAAUCAUAGUGCCAACUCAGAAGACCAUGCAAAUAGAAAUUCAACAGAUCAACAGAUUACUGACUCAGAUGUCACACGUCCGCGCUGUCAUUUGAAAUUACAGAAUUUUGAUAUCCAAAGAACUUUGGGCACAGGCUCCUUCGGUCGUGUUCAUUUGAUUCGAUCUAAAAUCAAUAAUCAUUACUAUGCGCUCAAAGUGCUCAAAAAAGCAGAGAUUGUUAAGUUGAAACAAGUGGAGCAUACAAAUAACGAGCGUGCUAUUUUAAGUAGUAUUCAGCAUCCUUUUAUUGUUAAUCUUUGGGGAAGUUUUCAAGAUUCUGCAAACUUAUACAUGGUCAUGGAUUUCGUACCAGGCGGAGAGCUUUUUACUGUUCUCAGAAAACAAAAGAAAUUCUCAAACGAAGUAGCUCGAUUUUAUGCUGGUGAAGUAUUGCUGGCACUUUCUUAUCUACAUAGCAAAGAUAUUGUCUAUCGUGAUCUAAAGCCUGAAAAUCUUCUUUUGGAUAUGCAUGGACAUAUCAAGAUUACUGAUUUUGGAUUUGCCAAAAAAGUACCUGAUAUUACUUGGACAUUGUGCGGCACACCUGAUUACCUUGCUCCUGAAAUUAUUCAGACAAAAGGUUAUGGUAAAGCUGCUGAUUACUGGGCAUUUGGUGUUCUUAUUUUUGAAAUGCUUGCAGGUCAUCCACCUUAUUACGAUGAAAAUCAGUUUAGACUAUAUGAAAAGAUCUUAACAACACCACCUUCAUAUCCAUCUUCUAUUGACUCUACCGCGAAGGACCUACUCCAACAUUUGCUUACUACAGAUUUAUCACAGCGUUUUGGUAAUCUGAAGCGAGGAUGGCUAGAUAUUCGUGAACAUAAAUGGUUUAGUCCUCUUGAUUUUGAAAAGUUGCUUCAAAGAAAGAUUAGACCUCCACAUAUUCCUCAUUUGAAAGGUGAAGGUGAUGCAAGUAAUUUUGACAAAUAUCCUGAAGAAUUCUAUCCUUACGGUGUCACACAAGCAGAUCCAUACAAAGACAGGUUCCCUGACUUUUAAUUAUUGAUUUUUCUUUUGUACAGUUGUAUGUAUGACUAUAUAUGUUUCUUUUUGUAUAUAAUGAUUUUGUUUAUGCCCAUAAAGGAUAUUUCUCAAGAAAAUAAAAAAAGGGUUUAAGAAUACC
This is a messenger RNA of Gilbertella persicaria, 1634 nucleotides long. Its product is annotated as camp-dependent protein kinase 6. The transcript is spliced from 5 exons. The record is from RefSeq and is a predicted model, not a curated record. Bases 62 to 1510 code for a protein of 482 amino acids. Gene Ontology annotation, cellular component: cAMP-dependent protein kinase complex; nucleus. Gene Ontology annotation, biological process: peptidyl-serine phosphorylation. Gene Ontology annotation, molecular function: cAMP-dependent protein kinase activity; ATP binding. NCBI's taxonomy places the organism in Eukaryota, Fungi, Mucoromycota, Mucoromycetes, Mucorales, Choanephoraceae.